Amphiprion ocellaris (clown anemonefish) is the source of this 2994-nucleotide messenger RNA. Its product is annotated as carboxypeptidase N subunit 2. The record is from RefSeq and is a predicted model, not a curated record. The transcript is spliced from 2 exons. Bases 156 to 2510 code for a protein of 784 amino acids. Gene Ontology annotation, molecular function: protein binding. NCBI's taxonomy places the organism in Eukaryota, Metazoa, Chordata, Actinopteri, Pomacentridae. Gene Ontology annotation, cellular component: plasma membrane.
AAGCGGCUCUUAUCUGUAGCUGCAGAAGUUCUUGACCACGCCUCACAUUGGACGAAGCGAACUGGAGGCUGCUGGCCGACAUUGAUACAGAAGAUAACUAAUGAGACGCUGCUUGUUUGUGUUUCCUCUCGGCUGCAGGAAAUGAUCAGUGAACAAUGAUGUCCACAGGAGAAGUUGUCAUUAUUUUUCUGUCUAUACUGUUUGACUUUACACUGACUCAAGUCCAGCCUUGUGAGAAAGCAACUGACUGCCCCAAAGAGAACCAGGAAGUCUUCGGUUCGUCAACAACAGAAAUCCCACGGCUCCUGCGACCCGCCGUGACGGAGGUGUUUUUCCUGGAGAGUAAGAUCAAAACAAUCCCCAAAGCAGCCUUUGUGGAAAACCCUCAGCUGGAAAAGGUGGAGUUCAUAAACACCGGCACGUCCUCCAUCGAGCUGGGAGCUUUUGAAGGUUUGGUUCACCUCAAGCACAUCGAGAUCUCUGGCACUCCGCUAACGUCAAUCCCAGUGGGAGUCUUCAAAGACAACGGCGACCUGGAGAUAAUUAUACUAAAGUCUAACGCGCUUCAGAGACUCGAGAAAGGUUUGUUUGAAGGCCUGAAGAAAGUAAGGGAGCUCCAGUUACACAUGAACAAGAUCGCAACCAUUGAAGACGACACGUUUGAUGGUCUCGACAACCUUUUAAUGCUCCAUUUAGCUAAAAACAACCUCUCUGCUGUGUCCACUGCCUGGUUCUCACACAUGAAAGAACUGCAGAUACUAAGACUUUACGAGAACCAGCUCACCUCCAUUCCUGAAGAUCUUUUUCGGAAUUUACCAAACUUGAAGGAGAUCGGGUUGUACGGAAACAAAAUAACGGAGCUACCACAAAAUCUGUUCCCACAUAAAGACAAACUAAAUAAGCUGCUUUUGGAAAACAACCUCCUGACUGGUUUCCCUGAAGGAUACUUUGUUGGCUUCUCUCAGCUGAAACAACUGACACUGAGUAAGAACCAGCUGACGAGUCUUCCUCCGGUGCUGUUUGGAGAAAUGCCCAAACUGACUGAAUUAAGCCUCCAACAAAACAAUCUCAGCUCUCUUCCUACAGGAAUAUUCGGCCCUCUGAAGAAAGUCAAGAAACUGGAUCUGUCUAAAAACCACUUCGCCACCAUCUCCGCUGGGUUCUUCGACGGUCCAGAGAAGCUCACAGAACUGAACAUCCAGAACAACGAGAUAAAGUCGCUGGAUUCAGAUGUGUUUGAAAAGCUGAAGUCCCUGACCACACUCAAGCUCGCUCACAACAACCUGCAGACGCUUCCUGGAGACGUUUUCGAGCCUUUAACGAAAAUCAAAAAACUGGACCUGAGUAACAACCCCUGGAGCUGCGACUGUAACCUGAUAGACUUUUACUCCUGGAUGAAGGCGACAGCUGACAAACUUACGAUUAAAGUGGUCUGUCAGCAUCCAGAACAUCUGAACGGGAUGGAAGUUAUUUCAUUAGUUGAAGAUCAGCUUAUUUGCCCCACAUUUCCUCCUACAACCACCAUCUUAGCCACCACAACAACUCCUGUAACUACCACUAUGCUCCCAACAACAGAAGCAACAACCACCCCCAUCCUGACCACCACGACGCCUCUCACUACAACACCAACAACCACUGCUCCAACCACAACUACACUCCCAACCACAGAACCAACCACCAUCACAACCACAACACCAACAACCACUUUGCCUCCUACGACGACCACAACUGUCUCCACAACACUUUUAGCCACAACCCUACCAACAACCACACCUACAACCACUAUGCCCACAACUGUGGCCACCACAACUACUAUGGCUACAGGUAUGGCCACCACAACUACUAUGACGACAGUUCCACCUAUGACGACCACAACAACUGCACUUACAACCAUUUUACCCACGACAACCCCAACAACAGCUGCAACCACAACCUGUAUGACAACACUUCUACCCACAACAACCACACCUACAACUACUAUGAUCACAGCUGUGGCCACCACAACCUCUAUGACAACACUUCCACCCACAACGACCAACAUCCCUACAAUGACCAUGCCUACAACCACUAAAACUACAAUUAUGGCCACCACAACUACUAUGACAACACUUCCACCAACGACUACAACAACUGCACUUACAACCACUAUACCCACCACAACAACUACAACAACUGUGCCCACAACCACCACACUUAGAACUACCCAACCAACAACUGCCCAAACAACAACCCUUCCUCCACUGACCACUCCAGCGAUCUUCGAAUGUCCUGUCCAUCCAUCCACUCAGGCGGCACCGACCUCAUCCGUGUAUCGAAACAAAUAUCUGCAGUGCAAAUCUCGGUUGAUGAUCUACGUCCCGUUGCUGCUGGUGGAGAUAAUCUGCACGUUGGUGCUAGCCAAGUUCACCCUGUCUCUUUACCAUCUGCUGCAGAGCCGAGAGACGAGGAACAACCGCAUCAAACUGACCCGGUUCGCCUACAGGAGAGAGGUCAUGCUUAGGCCUCUAUGAGGAAUUUAACAUCACCCCAUCUACUAUGACUACAACUUUGGCAACGAUAACUACUAUGACUACAAAUUUGACCACCACAAUUACAAUGACUACAAAUAUGGCCACCACAACUAUUAUGACUAUAAAUAUGACCACCCCAUCUACUAUGACUACAACUAUGGCCACAACUACUGUGACUACAACUCCACCUAUGAUGGCUACAACAACUGCACUUUUAGCUUUAGCUUUAAAUAAAAGUUAUUCUAUAAAAGUAUGAAAACAUGCAUCAGUUAAUUCUGCAGAAAUGUCUGAAUUGGAUUUUUUUUUUUGUACUUUUUUGGCUGUAAAACAUAUUAUUGUAAACUUAAGAGCUUCGGUAAAAUCAACUGAACUUCUCUUUAUUUUUUUGGUUCUCACACCUAAGAGGCACGCUUAUUUUUGUAAUCAGAAUAUUGUGUCCUGAACAUGAUGUAAUGUGCAAUGAUUAAAAAAAAAAAAAAUCUUC